This is a messenger RNA of Fragaria vesca subsp. vesca, 668 nucleotides long. RefSeq names its product autophagy-related protein 8f-like. The record is from RefSeq and is a predicted model, not a curated record. The coding region runs from base 108 to 461 and encodes 117 amino acids. Lineage: Eukaryota; Viridiplantae; Streptophyta; Magnoliopsida; Rosales; Rosaceae. Gene Ontology annotation, biological process: cellular response to nitrogen starvation. The transcript is spliced from 6 exons.
CUUUAAUCAUUUCAUUUCUCUCAACCUCUAAGCCAAGAACAACACAAGUCGGCGGAUUGUCAGUGGCUUCUACUCUUCUCCGAUCUUUAUCCUUUGAUUCAAGAAAGAUGACGAAAAGUACCUUCAAGCAAGCACAUGAGUUUGAGAAGAGGCGUGCUGAGGCCUCGAGGAUCAGAGAGAAGUACCCAGAUAGAAUUCCAGUGAUUGUGGAAAAGGCAGAGAGAAGUGAUAUUCCCAACAUUGACAAGAAAAAAUACCUAGUACCAGCUGAUUUGACUGUUGGUCAAUUUGUCUAUGUCAUCCGCAAGAGGAUCAAGCUGAGUGCAGAAAAGGCCAUCUUCAUAUUUGUGGACAACGUCCUCCCACCUACAGGAGCUGUAAUGUCUACUAUCUAUGAUGACAAGAAGGACGGUGAUGGAUUUCUUUACGUUUCAUACAGUGGUGAAAACACAUUCGGGUAGCACAUCAGAGUUUCCUGGCUUCUAUCAUCUUUAUAUUUAUCUCUAAGUGUCCAGUUGUCUUCAAUUAACAACUCUUCUCUUAAGUAUUUAAACAUGGCUUGUUUCUCUGUACAGUGAUAGUUUGUGUAUAUAGCUUUUGCUUUUUCUGCAACAUGUAAGACAGCCAUUUUAAUGAAUAAUUCCUUAUCUCAAGUUCGUAUCCCUCCC